CACAGAGCGGUGUCGAAGAUAAGGGAGCUGCCAAGUCAUGGGCAGAGCGUCACAAUGACACAUGAGACCCUCACGAGCUCACAGCUGUCCAUGAGGACUGCAGCUCUGCGUAUGGUUGACUUGCCGCUGUCCGUCUACAGCUCCCUGACACAGGUGAGCGUCAGCACAGACACCAAGAAACUGGUAGUUGCCACUGCCUUUGGUGCUGUCUCCCUCCUCUUCCUCGCUCGACGCUUCCAGAGGAGGAAGGGCAGAAAGAAGGUUCAUCCACAGCACUGGGAGAAGGCUGGUUUAGAGUUUCACCCCCCAGCCGCAGGAGAGAAUGAUAAUACGAGCCAAAACAUCACGCUCUCCCUCAACUCCAAGAAUGGCUACUCCUCUGAUCUGGUUCUCAGUGCAGGAGGUUACAGGAAGUUGUCUGGAUCUGUCAUGAGCCUGGCUUCGGUAAAAAGCUUGAACUCAUCCAGCAGCAGUACCUGCGCAAAUGACUCCACCUGUUGGGACGGAGUGGAGGAUGUUGAGAGUUGCAGUGUGCUCAACCUACCUGUCACCACACCUGAAAACCUGUACCUAAUGGGUAUGGAUUUAUUCGAGGAGGCCCUGCGGCGGUGGGAGGAGGCGCUGACAUUCAGGAGCAGGCAUGCUGAGGACGAUGCGAGCUGUGCCUCAGUCAAAAUUGGAGCUGGAGACACCAUUGCUGAGCAGAGCAUGGAGGACGUCAUCAGCGCAGAGUUCAUCCACAGGCUGAAGGCUCUGCUGCACAGGGCUUACCGCCUCCAGGAGGAGUUUGAGGGAGUGUUGGGGAUGUCAGAGCCCUCAUCCCACAGCAGCAGCCAGGUGGCAGACAUUUUGUCCAGAGAAGAGUUAGAUGACGCCUGUCUGAGGGACAGCAUCAGCAUCGCCUCCACUGACUCGUUUGUGUCUGCAGCUGAGAUGUCCGAGCACAGAGAGCUGAGGAGUGUUUUCACUCUGGGACGUCACCCUUUGUAUGAGGAGGCGCUGAAGAUGGCUGAGGAUGGCAGUAUCUCCUGCAGAGUGCUGCGAACUGAGAUGCUGGAGUGUCUCGGGGACUUGGAUUUCCUGGCUAAGCUGCACUGUGUGCGGCAGGCGUGGCAGCUCAUUUUGUGUGACAGGACAACUUGGACGUUUCUGGCCGACACAGGAAAGAAAAUACUGUCUUCCAUUAUAGUCAAAGCACAAAAGAGCCCAAAGAGAUUUGAGGAAGUGUUUGAAGAGAUGAUUUCCUUCCUGGAGCACACAGAGCACUGGGAAAACACAGAAUUGGAACUCGCCGCACGGGGGGUGAAGCAUUUGAACUUCUACGACAUCGUGCUGGAUUUCAUUCUGAUGGACUCUUUCGAGGACCUGGAGAAUCCACCCAUCUCCAUCCAGAACGUGAUCAACAACCGCUGGCUCAACAGCUCCUUCAAGGAGACAGCUGUGGCAUCAAGCUGUUGGUCAGUGCUGAAGCAGAAGAGGCAGCACAUGAAGGUGUCCGACGGCUUCAUCGCCCAUUUUUACUCCGUGUGUGAACAGAUCGGCCCCGUCCUGGCGUGGGGCUUCCUGGGGCCAAAGGGCUCCCUGCACGAUUUGUGCUGCUUCUUCAAGGACCAGGUGCUGCACUUCCUGAAAGACAUCUUUGAUCUGGAUAAAGUGCGUUACUGCUCAGUGGAGAGUUUGGCGGACGACGUGCUCCAGCUGCUCCACCGACGCUCAGAACUGCUGCUCGCCUACCUGGGAGCCGACUCGCUGCGGUACCUGAACGGGUGCAACUCACCACCGGUGCACCUGGUUCCCAGUGCCCUGCUGGAGGCACGAGUGCAGUGAGAGACACGGCCAAGUCUUUAAAUAUUACACAAGUCAGUCCCAGCAUUCGUUCAGGGGUGAGUUCACAUCAAAUGUUGGACCAAAGGAAACUGUAGGUGUGAGCUUACCUGCAGUCUGUGAAAUCAACUCAUUAUGUCUCCCAUCAUGCCAGUGUCAUGAUGUCCAAAGUCAGUGGAUCCACGUAAACUGAACCAGCCGUCUGGUCUCUGGUGUGGUCUCCACUUCCUCUUCUUAUCCCCUGGCCGCUUUUCAAUGUGCCAUAGCAGCGCUUUUAAAAGGUUCAAAGAGAACAGCAAUAAUAUUUAUUAAAUAUGAACUUGUGUAGUAAUAAACUGAGGCAGGCUUGGAAUCUGUUGCAGUAGGUGUUGUGUUAUGUAAAUUGAGGGAAUUUUAAUGCCAUUAAGAGCAGUUUGUGAAAGAAGAGGUAAUUUAUUUUAUUAUACAGCAGACAGGUGCAGAGCUUAUUUGUAGAAAUAGUGUCUGCAUGCAUUAAUAGGUUAGUGAUCGCUCUCACAGACAAGAGGGCAUGCUUUAUGCCCAGAGCUGCUCUUCGCUGAACAAAGGGCCUCAGUUUAAGAGGUGGAAAUGUGCUGAAUAGGAGAUAAAAUGCAGCGAUUCAGUUUCUUUACUUGAAAGGGGGAAAGUUUUUGUUUUUUUGACACUACAAGCCACAGAACUUUUAUGCAAUGUUAAAGUUUAGCACACAAAGCUCCCAAAGCCAAUAUAAUAAGUCGACACAUCGCGACUGCACAUCUGCCCAGCUGCUGUACAACUUGUGCCGCUCGGUUUUUCAUGACGGGCAGAAACACAGAAAGCCUUAUUGUCAAUGCAAAUAUUCAAGCCUUGUGUUUGUCGCUGAAUGUCAGCCCACAGUGUUCGUGUUUUCAAUCAUCUGGGAAGUUUUAAAAAAAAAAAUACUGUAGUGUGUUAAUGUCUAUCCUGCAGAUCAGUUACUGUGUACAGAAUAUACACUGCAUGCUUGAAGCUCAAGCUCCUACAGAAGUAGAAAAUGUAGAGUCAAGUCUGGAGUGUCAGUCUAAUGCAACCUCCAAAUGUUGUCUUAAAAGUGGACAUACAGAACUGGCAAUGAGCACAGUAUUAUUCUUUCUCCCGACUGGUGUAGCUUUGCAUGAUUCAAAGUUCAAAAUAAUCCCCAUUUGUCUGGUAAUUCUUAUUAGUCAUUAACUAUUUAUAAUAAUAAUAAUUUAAAAAAAAAGAAAUACAAGCUGAACUAAGGUGAAGAUCAGCAGGAUUGCAUCAGCAAACAUUUUGUCCUGCCGAUUAAAGUCUCAUUGAGCCAGCUUGGUUUCAUUCCAUAUCACUGCUCCACCAGCAGUCAUUCCCCAUCUUGGUAUACUGCAUUAAGCCAGAUUUUAUCUGAUUGGCUUUCCCUCCGAGAUGGGCAGGGCUGUUGUGCUCUCAUCACCACAUGCCUCAGAUGACCAUGUUGAAGAGAACUGCUCUCACUGAUGACUGGAUGACACACCAAGAGCAGUGUGAAGGCUUCACCUCACCAGGAUUAGAUAGACUUCAGUAACUUUAGCCAUGAUUAAUGCAAAAUCGUCCACUUUCAAGUUUAGCAUUUUAGGUGUUCACGCACAUACAAUGUAAUAGAUCACUGUGCGCACUUAUCUCUUAAGCUGUAGACUUCUGAAAUUCAAACAUGAGUAUAGACUGGAUGGAGAUUGCUUUAUGUUCUGAUUUUUAUUUUUCCAGACUAAGUCCAGAAAGGUUACAAGAAACGAGUGUUUGUUGUUGUUCAGCUGGGAUCAUAUCAUACAAUGUUAAUGUGUUACAUGUUUUGACUGAUUGGUGAAAUAAAGUUGAAUGUGUGCAAAUAAA
Neolamprologus brichardi is the source of this 3669-nucleotide messenger RNA. NCBI's taxonomy places the organism in Eukaryota, Metazoa, Chordata, Actinopteri, Cichliformes, Cichlidae. The record is from RefSeq and is a predicted model, not a curated record.